Molecule: messenger RNA, 1062 nt
Organism: Rotaria socialis
Lineage: Eukaryota; Metazoa; Rotifera; Eurotatoria; Philodinida; Philodinidae
Source: the annotation of a GenBank genome assembly
AUGAAACUAAUAGAAAAUGAGACAUUCUUAUUUUCAUUUUAUUUAGAUUUUGCUGCAAUGGACCAGGGAAUGUAUCCGGGUAAUAAACGAUCGAAUGAAGAUCUAUCAUCUGGUGUCAAUGAUAAUAAACGUACUCGAAAUUUAUCUUCAUCUCGAAUCGAAUAUCGUUUUUUAAUUGCUGCAUCUGAUGCCAAUGCGAUAUUUGGACGAAAUGGUGAAAAUUUUCAGUCACUGAGAAACAAAUAUCAUAAUCUUAUUGAUGUGUCUCAACUUCAAACGCCUGAACGUGUUUUAAUUCUAUUUGGAGAUGAAGAAAAAGCCAUGACUAUAUUAGCAGAUGUACUACCUAUGAUGGCACAAAAUCAAGGAGUUCGACCUGGUUUCGUUGAAUUACGUGCCAUGAUUCAUUCAUCGCAAGCGGGCGCUGUUAUUGGGAAAAGUGGCGAUCGUAUAAAAGAAUUUCGCCAAAAAUAUAAUUUAGAUACAAAAGUAUUUCCGAAUCCGACUCCAGGUGAUACAACAGAAAGGAUCCUUUCAUUGCGUGGUGAAUUACCGAAUAUUGUAGAAUGUUUAAAAGAAGUUUAUGCUAUACUAGAUCAAACACCGAUACGUGGGCAAAUACGAAAUUAUGAUCCAUCAUUUUACAAUGGCGUUGAUGUCGAACGCUACGGAGGUUUUAUUGAAAAUCAUGAUUUUCAAGCGACACGCACAAGAUUUAAUCCAAAUCAUCAACAAAACCAACAGCAAAUCGGUGGAAAUUAUAAUAAUCGAGGCGGUAAUAAUCAUAUGAAUUAUCCACAAAACAACGGUCCAAUGCCAACAACUACUCAAGUCACUAUUCCACAUUCAUUGUCUGCUUGUUUAAUUGGUCCACGUGGUACUCGCAUAGCACAAAUUCGACAACAAUCGGGUUGUGUUAUUAAAUUUGAUGAUCCAUUACCAAGUAAUGAUCGUAUAAUUAGUAUAAUUGGUAUGCCAAAUAAUAUUACUCAAGCACAAUAUUUAAUGCAAGCAACUGUUAAACAAUCGCAACUAUGGACUAAUUCAACUGUAGCAUCGUAA